CCAUAUUAGACACAUCCGACCUUGAAGGGGGGGAUGUCUGGUCACAUGCGGUCCGGGGAUGCGGAGGCUCGGCGGCCGCUGCUGCUCGGCGGAAGAAGUCACCUGGAGCCGGACGAGCUGGACUCAGACGAAGGUGAAAUCAUCUUUGACAGAAGCAGGCCAGACUUGAAACAUGAAGCCGGGGGAAGUGCAGAGAGAAAAUUAACAUUUGAAGAAGCAAUGGAGGAAUCCGGUUUUGGUUUGUUUCACUGGCUGCUGUUGGUGGUUUGUGGUUGGGCCAACGCCAGCGACGCGGUGGAGAUUCUCUGCGUGUCUUUCCUCCUGCCCACGGCACGCUGUGAUCUGCAGCUGACCUCCUCAGACAUGGGCCUGCUGACUGCCAGCAUUUUCCUGGGAAUGAUGGUGGGUGGCUACAUGUGGGGGUACUUGGCUGACCAGAGGGGGCGUCGCCGGGUCUUGGUUGUAUCCCUGACAGUUAAUGGGGUGUUUGGAGGUCUGGCCUGUGUGGCCCCGUGGUUCUGGCUCCUGCUGCUGCUGCGGAUCAUCAGUGGCGUAGGGGUGGGCGGGUCAAUCCCUGUUAUCUUCUCGUACUUCUCAGAGUUCAUGCCCCGGCGGCGGAGAGGAGCAAUGAUCAGCAGUCUGGCCACUUUCUGGAUGGCAGGAAACAUCCUGGCUGCAGGUCUGGCCUGGCUGGUGAUUCCCAGUACCUGGGCCCAUUUUUCUCUGGGGACAAUGGACUUCCAGAGCUGGAGACUGUUUGUGCUGCUUUGCUCCAUUCCCAGUCUCACCUCAGCCCUAGUAUUCAGGCAGGUCAUGCCAGAAAGCCCUAAGUUCCUCAUGGAGGCUGGUCGAGAGAAAGAAGCAAUCCAUGUUUUCAGAUUGAUGUUUAAGCUGAACAUGAGGGGAAAAGGAAAAUCUUUCCCGGAAUUUGGUUUGUGUUUAAGCUCCAGGCACAGAGAGGUGGAGGAGACCAGAGCUCGGGGUUCAUAUCGAGAGCGACUCUCAUUUAUUUUGAAAAAGGCCCUGUCGCCCAUUAAACAAAUGUUUAAUGGCUCCCUCAAAUCAAGGAGCAUCACUCUGCUCAUCAUCUUCUACUGCAUCGCCUUUGGUUACUAUGGGCUGUGGAUGUGGUUCCCAGAGUUGUUUGCGAGAAUUGAGGAUGGCGGUUCGCCUUGUGCCAACAUGUCCCUCUCAUCUCCUCUUCACAACCAAAGCUGCUACCCGGUCAAGACAGCGGUGUAUAUGGAGGGCUUUAUCAUCGCUGCAUCAAACCUGCCUGGCAACAUCUUCACCAUCCUAGUGAUGGACAGCACUGGAGGAAAGUCACUGCUGUGCUGCAGCUUGGUGGUGUCCAGUCUGAGCGUCUUCCUCAUCUACGUGGUCCAAACCAAAGUCCAGAGUCUGAUCCUCUCCUGUGUCUUCAGUGGCGUGUCCGUCAUAGCCUGGAACGCCCUCGACGUGGUGGGAACAGAGCUCUACCCGACACAGCUACGGUCCUCGGCUCUCGGCUUCUUCACAGGGGCGGCCCGCGUGGCAGCGAUCAUGGGUAAUAUGGUCUUUGGGACAUUUGUUGACACGAACUGUGCCGUGCCGGUGCUGCUGGUCUCUGCUCUGCUGCUGACUGGAGGACUGGUGGCUCUGCUGCUGCCACAAACCAAACAGACUGAGCUCACCUGAGGCCGACAUUUUAUAUCAACAAGCGAUCAUAAGAAAGGGGACUGGGGGAUUAAUGAUGUGCACUUUGUCACCUCUCUUUGCCUUUUUAAGCUUUUUAGGUGCCUUAUCUAGAAUACCACGAAAAAGCAGCAGCAGGCGCUCUUGAGUGAGAAGGACAAGAAAGGCAGUUGUAUUACAAUCUACAUUGUAACAUUGUAAGAAUGAUAAUCCUAACCAGAUGGGAACUCUCAGGAAUACUUGAAUGAAAGAAAAAAUGUCCCCCAAUGUUUUUGCAACCUUGACAUGAAAAGUUUCUUCAAGGAUGUUUCAGAAUUUUUGUGGUGCGUUUGAGGAUUUGGUUGAUCAAUGGUUUUAGGUGCAAUCUUAGAUUCCUAGAUGUGUCUGAAAUGUCUUUAAAAAAAGAAACAUUCCACAUCUUCCAGGCUCACUGACCUGCACAUUCAUUCUAAUACAGAGGUGUCACUCUUCCCUGAACACAGUGGACCAAACUGUUAAUCAUUUAGCAAUAAACCAAAGAUUGCAAGUUCCAGGACCAAAAUAAGUACAAAUGAGCCUGCGUGGUCUUGUUGACAAUCAUCUCAAAGUUCACUGUUUUAAAUUACUACUGAAGCUUAAUUAAAUAAACCUACUUUCAUUUCA
Platichthys flesus (European flounder) is the source of this 2316-nucleotide messenger RNA. RefSeq names its product synaptic vesicle glycoprotein 2 (gene sv2). Lineage: Eukaryota; Metazoa; Chordata; Actinopteri; Pleuronectiformes; Pleuronectidae. The record is from RefSeq and is a predicted model, not a curated record. Gene Ontology annotation, biological process: transmembrane transport. Bases 34 to 1677 code for a protein of 547 amino acids. Gene Ontology annotation, cellular component: membrane. The transcript is spliced from 13 exons. Gene Ontology annotation, molecular function: transmembrane transporter activity.